This is a messenger RNA of Mya arenaria, 1177 nucleotides long. RefSeq lists its product as uncharacterized. The transcript is spliced from 6 exons. The record is from RefSeq and is a predicted model, not a curated record. Bases 20 to 1144 code for a protein of 374 amino acids. Lineage: Eukaryota; Metazoa; Mollusca; Bivalvia; Myida; Myidae.
CUUUCGUUCAUGUACGUUCAUGUACGCCACUGAUAAGGAGUUACUGCCUCACACUAUGGAUUGUAUUAACAAAGCUUUGACUUUGAUUUUGGUGUUGCGGUCAUUCCGACCGGCGGUCGCGGUCGAAUGCGUGGACCUGGACGGUCCAGGAUGCGCGAGCCUACUCGCCCAAAACACCAAACUUUGCGAGAACGAGGUGUUCGCGCGCACCGCCUGUCAGCGGACGUGUGGCCUCUGUGCCGUGACGUGUUACCACUGUGACCAGGCGCUGAUCAGCCCCGCCCACUGCAACACCACCAAGGCUUGUCAGCCGGGGGAGAGAUGUAUGGUGACGGAAGUGGCAUCCUCCAGGGACGGACAUCACGAGUUCCACCUUAACUGCGCUGCCCUCGAGGUAUGUGAUGGGAGUGUCCUGUGGUUGCACAGUAACGCAAUGGUGGUGGGCCGUCGGCGGCGGGAUAUCAGUUCCCACUGCUGCGACACAGAUCUGUGUAACCAGGCGUCCACCGCCACCCAGCCACCGUCCACUACACUGACAACAACAUCGGCCCCCACCACCGUCACCCAGACCUGCACUAGAGACAUUCUCUUCAUGGUGGAGUACGCAGAGGUAGCAGACGCGGCCACCACAUCGGGCGUGCGGCAGUUCCUCGUCAGCGUGACAUCGUCUAUUGCCGUGGGGCCCACCGACAACCACAUCGCAAUUUCCAUGUAUGACAGCGGAAUCAACCAUGAAGUCAAGUUUAAAGAUAUACAAGAAACUCAUCUCAUUGUGAGAAAAAUCAACAGCCUUGUCUUAGAUCACAGGAGGUCAUCUAUUGACCUUAACCACGUGAUAAACAAUCUUCAUCACGAUCUUCAAACCGGAAACAAUGGAGAGCGUCCGUCCGUGCCAAACGUGGUCGUCUUCAUAUCCAACCACCGGACGGACACAAAAAACCACCUGGUGGGAAGGGCCAUCCCCGGAAGCGCCGCUGCCACCCUGGCUUCACUGGCUCCAACUGUAAUCGUGGUGGACGUCGGGUCGGCGAGUCUCGGUGACGCCGUCCAGUACGCAACCGACGCAAAUCACGUAAUCCACGUCUCUAUGUACGGCGACCUUCCGUCCCAAGUAGCCAACGUUGUCUCUUUGGUGUGUCAAUAAUAUGAAAGGUCAAUAAAUAUGACAGAGAAGAAA